Molecule: messenger RNA, 7410 nt
Organism: Lampris incognitus (smalleye Pacific opah)
Lineage: Eukaryota; Metazoa; Chordata; Actinopteri; Lampriformes; Lampridae
Gene: uggt1
Product: UDP-glucose glycoprotein glucosyltransferase 1
Exons: 40
Coding region: 25-4629 (1534 amino acids)
Cellular component (GO): endoplasmic reticulum
Molecular function (GO): UDP-glucose:glycoprotein glucosyltransferase activity
Source: RefSeq, a predicted model, not a curated record
GGACCCACCCACUCACCUCGGAACAUGACUACUGCAGUAGGAAGCUACGAAGCCGGCUUCGGAGUACGGCUGAGAAUGUGGCUUCUGUGGGCCCUGUUGUUGUCGUCCUUACUGUAUGUAGUGUCUGGGGGUGCAGACUCCAAGGCUAUCACCACCACCCUUACUACCAAAUGGUCUUCUACACCACUGCUUCUGGAAGCCAGUGAGUUUUUGGCAGAAGAGAGCCAUGAGAAGUUCUGGGACUUUGUGGAGGCCAAUCAGAACAUAGAGAGAGAACAUGACGACACAGACCAGGCCUACUAUGACCUAAUUGUGAAAAGAGCCAGCGCCUUGCUCAGCUCCGUCCAGGUUAACAUGCUGAAGUUUGCCCUCUCUCUCCGAGCCUACUCCUCCACAGUAAACUCCUUCCAACAGAUAGCGUCCAACGAGCCCCCUCCCUCCAGCUGCACUGCCUUCUUCAACGUCCAUGGAGAGAAGUCUUGUGAUACCGAGAGGUUAGCAGCAUUGCUGGAAAUGGCACCUGAAAGGCCUAAGCCAUACAUUUUCAAAGGUGAUCACAAAUUCCCUGGCUCAAAUCCAGAUGCCCCUGUCGUAAUUUUGUAUGCUGAGAUCGGAAAACCAGAAUUCCACCGGCUUCAUCAGAUCAUUGUGACCAAAGUCAAUGAAGGCCUGGCGACAUACGUACUUCGUCAUUACCUGGCUAAUCCCAGUAGUAAGAAGGUUUAUCUCUCUGGAUAUGGAGUGGAACUAGCCAUCAAAAACCAAGAGUACAAAGCAAAAGAUGACACACAAGUCCAAGGAGAAGAAGUGAACGCCACGGUUAUAGGAGAGAAUGAUCCAGUGGAUGAGGUCCAAGGAUUCCUUUUUGGCAAACUGAAGACUCUGUACCCAGAACUGAAGGAGCAACUGAAGGAGCUGAGAAAACAUCUGGUGGAGAGCACCAAUGAAAUGGCACCUCUGAAAGUCUGGCAGAUGCAAGAUUUAAGUUUCCAGACAGCAGCUCGUAUCCUAGCUGCUCCUUCUGUUGAUGCACUCAUCGUCAUGAGGGACCUCAGUCAAAACUUCCCAACUAAAGCUAGAUCCAUCACUAAAACAGUGGUCAACUCCGAGAUCCGCAGGGAAAUAGGGGAGAACCAGAAGUUCUUCAAAGGAACCCUCGGGUUACAGCCAGGGGAUUCGGCUCUGUUCGUCAACGGACUGCACAUAGAUCUGGAUACACAGGACAUCUUCAGUGUAUUUGAAGUGCUGCGCGGCGAGGCCAGGGUGAUGGAAGGCCUGCGCUCCCUCCUAAUUGAGACUCCCUACAUACACGACAUCCUGAAGCUCAAUGUCCAGCCAUCCGACUCAGACUACGCCGUUGACAUCCGCAACCCAGCAAUCAAUUGGAUAAACAAUUUGGAGACAGACCAUAAGUACAGCUCAUGGCCCCACAAUGUGCAGGAGCUGCUCAGGCCGACCUUCCCUGGAGUCAUCAGGCAGAUCCGCAAGAACUUCAACAAUCUGGUAAUUAUUCUAGACCCAACCCAAGAAAACUCUGGUGAGCUAAUGAGUGUAGCAGAGAUGUUCUACACAAACAACGUCCCACUCAGGAUAGGACUGGUGUUUGUGGUGUCUGAUGAGGAUGACAUAGAUGGCAUGCAGGACGCAGGUGUGGCUCUGGUCCGCGCCUACAACUACAUCAGUGAUGAGGUGGACAGUCAGAAUGCCUUCGAAGCAGUUGUGACGAUGUUCAACCGGGUGCCCAUUGGUAGACAGCUGAGCAUUGGGGAUGUGGUGAAGGUGCUGGAGAAGAGGUUUCCCUAUGUGGAGGUCGGCAGUAUCCUGGGAGCUGACUCCAGCUACGACAACAACAGGAAGGAAGGGCGAGGUUACUAUGAGCAGACAGGUGUGGGCCCCUUGCCAGUGGUGAUGUACAAUGGCAUGCCUUACCAGCGAGAGCAGCUGGACCCAGAUGAGCUGGAGGCAGUCACCAUGCACAAGAUACUGGAAACCACCUCCUUCUACCAGAGAGCCGUUUAUCUGGGUGAGCUGGCCACAGAUCAUGAUGUGGUGGACUUCAUCAUGAACCAACCCAAUGUUGUUCCUCGCAUAAACCCCAGGGUACUGUCCACCAGCAGAACAUACUUGGACCUAUCUGAUACCAACAACCACUUUGUGGAUGAGUAUGCCCGCUUCCUGACCCUAGACACCAAGGAGAAGAGCACUGCUGUGGCCAACAGCAUGAACUACAUGACUAAGAAAGAUGAUGGCUACAUCCGUCCUGUGACCUUCUGGGUGGUAGGAGACUUUGACCAACCUUCUGGACGCCAGCUCCUCUACGAUGCCAUCAGACACAUGAAAACAAGUAACAAUGUCCGACUCGGAAUGAUCAACAACCCAUCCACCAGCCCAUCCACUGAGACAAGUCGCGUGGCCCGGGCCAUCUGGGCAGCCGUCCAGACACAGACCGCAAACAACGCCAAGAACUUUAUCACCAAGAUGGCGAAGGAAGAUACUGCCACAGCAUUGGCGAAAGGAGUGGAUGUCGGGGAGUUUGCCGUUGGGGGCAUGGAUGUUUCUUUGUUUAAGAGUGCAUAUGAGGGGCCUAAGUUUGACUUCCUGCUAUCCCACGCCGCCUACUGUCGAGAUGUGCUCAAACUGAAGAAGGGACAGAGAGCAGUCAUCAGCAAUGGAAGAAUCAUUGGUCCACUGGAAGAAGAGGAGAUUUUUAACCAGGAUGACUUCCUCCUAUUGGAGAACAUCAUCCUGAAAACUUCAGGGGAACGAAUCAAAAGCAAAGUCCAACAGUUUGGGAUUGAAGAGGACAGGGCCAGUGACCUUGUGAUGAAGGUAGACGCUCUGCUCUCCUCUCAGCCCAAAGGAGAGGCGAGGGUAGAAUAUGGCUUUGCUGAUGACCGCUACAGUGCUGUGAAGCUCCGCCCGAAGGAGGGAGAUGUGUACUUUGAUGUGGUUGCUGUGGUGGAUCCGGUGACCAGGGAUGCUCAGAAACUCGCUCCUCUCCUUUUGGUACUGAAGGAGCUGGUUAAUGUCAACCUGCGGGUGUUUAUGAACUGUCAGUCCAAGCUCUCCGACAUGCCCCUCAAGAGUUUUUACCGUCAUGUGUUGGAGCCGGAGGUGGCGUUCCAGGCAGAUGGUAGUUUCUCUCCAGGCCCCAUGGCUAAAUUCCUUGACAUGCCCCAGUCUCCCCUCUUCACCCUCAACCUCAACACACCUGAGAGCUGGAUGGUCGAAUCUGUCCGCACUCUCUAUGACCUGGAUAACAUCUACCUACAAGAGGUGGAUAGUGUGGUAGCAGCAGAGUAUGAGCUGGAGUACCUGCUGCUGGAAGGACACUGUUUCGAUGUGAGUACAGGACAGCCACCACGCGGCCUCCAGUUCACACUGGGAACCAGCUCUGAGCCUGUCAUUGUGGAUACCAUUGUCAUGGCAAACCUGGGUUACUUCCAGCUGAAGGCCAACCCAGGAGCCUGGAUCCUGAAACUGAGGAAGGGGCGCUCUGAUGAAAUUUACAGGAUCUACAGCCACGAUGGUACGGACUCCCCUGCCGAUUCUGAUGAUAUCAUAGUAGUGCUGAACAACUUCAAGAGCAGGAUUAUCAAAGUCAAGGUCCAGAAGAGGCCAGACAAGUUCAAUGAAGACCUGCUGAGUGAUGGGAUCCAGGAGAAUGACUCUGGUUUCUGGGAAUCUCUGACCAGAGGGUUUACAGGUGGAGUGAAGACAGAGGAGCCUAAGCAGGAGAAAGAUGAUGUCAUCAACAUCUUCUCUGUGGCCUCUGGUCAUUUGUAUGAGAGGUUCCUCAGGAUCAUGAUGCUCUCAGUUCUGAAGCACACCAAAACUCCUGUCAAGUUCUGGUUCCUGAAGAACUACCUGUCUCCGACGUUCAAGGAGUUCAUCCCUCACAUGGCAGAGGAGUAUGGCUUCCAGUAUGAGUUGGUUCAGUAUAAGUGGCCUCGCUGGUUACACCAGCAGUCGGAGAAGCAAAGGAUCAUCUGGGGCUAUAAGAUACUCUUCCUGGAUGUUCUCUUUCCUCUGGCUGUGGACAAGAUCCUGUUUGUGGAUGCAGACCAGAUUGUGCGCACAGACCUGAAAGAGCUUCGAGACUUUGACCUGGAGGGAGCACCGUAUGGAUACACGCCUUUCUGUGAGAGCAGGCGGGAGAUGGAUGGCUACCGCUUCUGGAAGUCUGGCUACUGGGCCAGCCACCUCGCCGGACGGAAGUACCACAUCAGCGCCCUAUAUGUGGUGGAUUUGAAGAAGUUCCGUAAGAUAGCGGCAGGGGACCGACUCAGAGGACAGUACCAAGGGCUCAGCCAAGACCCCAACAGCUUGUCCAACCUGGACCAGGAUCUGCCCAACAACAUGAUUCACCAGGUGCCCAUCAAGUCCCUGCCCCAGGAGUGGCUAUGGUGUGAGACCUGGUGUGAUGACGGCACUAAGAGGAAGGCCAAGACUAUAGACCUGUGUAACAACCCAAUGACCAAGGAACCCAAGCUCCAGGCCGCAGUGAGGAUUGUAGCGGAGUGGACCGACUACGACCAGGAGAUCAAACGCCUACAGACCAGAGUUCAGGAAAGAGCAUCUGAUAGCCACACUUCACAGCAAGACAAAGAUGGUCACACAGAGUUGUGAGUGUCCACCAGAGGCUGUGAUGAUUCAGUGACUGAAAUGGACUCUGUUUAAAGAGUCUGCUUCAUGAGAGAGGAUUCUCGCCUCUCUUCUGGAAUUGCUAGCUGCUGAGAGACUGGCCACAAACCAGUGCUGAAUGGCUGGACCUUUUCUUUUUUUCCCUUCGUGUUUUUUGGUAUUUGUGUGCAUCAUGGGAGGGUGCAAAUAUAGUGGUCGGGUAAAGGUCCAAGAGUUUGUGUGUUUGGGAGUGGAAGUCAGAAAUUAAUUGUGUAACAAAUCAAAGAGAAAAAUGAUUUCCUGUCCUCUCCAGGACUUUUUUUCCCCCCACAGUUUUCAUGUUUUGCCUGUGUAGGUUCAGAAGAGGAAUCAAGUGUGCGCACAACCAGAAAAAAACAUUUUGGUGCAAGGCAAAAAAUUUGCAAAACAAAGUACAAAAGAGUGAGCUCUGCACACUGAAAUGCUCCCAAUAAUUAUUUUAUUUCUCUUAACUCAGCAACUGCUAGAUCGAAAAAUUGCCAAGUUAAGAGAAAUAAAAUAAUUAUCGGGAGCAUUUCAAUGUGCAGACCUCACUCUUUUGUACUUGGGUCUGUGUAGGUUUGCAGCACUUCACUUGAAAAUAAUUUUAAUGCUGAGAUGAGCUCGGUCUUUCUGUUAAAGUAGAUGUUACGGUAUUCAGCUGAUGACAAUUGUCUGACAAUUGUUUAGUCCAUAUUAUUUCUAUGCAGGACUUGAAAAUCAUAAUCGCAUAAUUUUCAGGACUUGAAAAUGUUUUGGAAUUUGAAAAAUCUAAAAACAGUAUGGAAAAUAAUGGAGACAUAUUUGUAGAAUCGCUGCAAAUUCAAAUUGACACAUUGCUAAGAAUGAUCUCCAUCUAUAGAGAGAUGGCCUUGUUAAGAAUUACACAGCCCUGCCACUACCUGUGUAUAUAUUUUAAUGUGCAACAAGUUGUGUGGUUGGGGAUGAUAAAUAAAUCUUGUUCAUAUGAUGAAUUUGUUGAAUAAAUUUUUUAACGAUAUUUGAAGCAUCUUGGCGUCAUGUAAUCAUGACUGUCCUGUUGUGCUCUGGUUUGAUCCUGGGACCAUUCCAGCAUCAGAUCCAGUGGUUGCGGAAGUGUUACAUUGCUUUUAAAGAUUCAAUGAGCAACAAAUUAAGGCAAUAAGUGUGGGAAUUUGAAAUGCGACAGAACCCUGUUUACCAUAAUUAAACCCCCGGACUGGUUAAAUAAAUCAACUGAUUAAAAGGCAGCCUUUAUUGAACCCCAAACCCCAGUUGCUUCCUGUGGAUGUUAAUGGCAGUGUGACUCUCAGGGAAAGAGGUUUCAGGCACAGGCGGUACAGUGGUUAGCACUGUUGCCUCACCGCAAGAAGGUCCUGGGUUUGAACCCCAGGCCGUCCCAGGUCCUUUCUGUGUGGAGUUUGCAUGUUCUCCCCGUGUCUGCGUGGGUUUCCUCCGGGUGCUCCGGUUUCCUCCCACCAUCCAAAAGACAUGCAUGUUAGGGUUAAUACUCCUGUCUGUGCCCCUGAGCAAGUCAAUGGAAAGAAGAACUGGAGUUGGUCCCCGGGCACUGCAGGAUGGGUUAAAUGCAGAAGACAAAUUUCACUGUAAGAAUACAAUUCGUUGUAAGAAUACGAUGUUGUUAAAGUGGCUUUCAUUUCUUUCAUGCAGCACAUAAUCUGACUAAAGUUGUCAUGACAAAAGGGGUCAGUAUAGUUUGUUUUAUGUACUGUUUUUUUCUGUGAAAGUAGAGGCCUGGUUUAGAAUUGAGAAGAUAAGCACAUACCCCCAAAUUUGGAACGAAUUUUAAUGAUGGGUCUGUUUUUUAUUUUCCUUGAGUGUUGCUGCUCUUGCCAGAGGGAUACGCAUAUCAUCUGACCUGCUGAUCCUUUAUUAAAUGACACAUUUUCACCUUAGAAACUCACCACUGGUGUCUUCUGUGCAGGGCUAAUCGUGUGUAUAUUUGGAAGCAGGGCUUGUGUUAAAUACAUAGGCUGUGUAACACAGAUUACUCAAAAUGAAGCACAUAUAUUUGUUAACUGAAAUCCCCACUUUGAAUUGAGUAAUGACGUGAAGUUGGUAGAAUAGAAAAGAUGUAAUCUGUGGAAACGGGACACAGUGCUGCUGGUCAGCUAAGUGAGGGGGCUAAGGUUAGUUGGUUGUUCGCUGACUUCCUUUACUGAGAUUGUUUCCUUUUUAAAUUGAAGUUAAUAAAGAAAGAAAACGUUAGCAUCGGCAUUGCCAAAAUGCUCUGCCUUUAAAUUUACACAAACUACUGUAAUUUUUACACAUAUCUCUGCAUAUGACAUUGCUGCUGAUGUAAAACCACUGUCAUUUCAUUUACUAAGCAGUCUUAACAGCCAGACAACCCUUGAGGUUGUCAACCAUUAACCAAUUGAGAACGCAGUAUAAAUGCCAGAAAUGUCAUUAUGAGAGGAUGAAGUGCAUGUUUAAUUCCCAUUUUAAGCUGUUGAAACUAUCAAAUGCAACAUGACUCCGUCCCCACUUGCUCCUGUGUUGUUACAAAGGCUGCGUGUACAUAUAGGUGCAAAGGAUUGCAGUUUUGUUUAGUCAUGUGGCUGUAAUAAACAGAAAUCACUUUUUACAUGGUAUCUUCUUGCAUAUGCCAAGAAAACAGGUAAAAACGUAGUCUCAUUUUCGCUGGUAAAAACAAAAAAGACUGGGACCUGUCAUCAACAUCCAGUAGCUCCUAUUUGUUUUUGUUUGGGCUGGCUGUUCUGUCAACUUUGGGCAAUGUUUUUUCUAAAUAAAACCCCCAAAAAUAAAGUA